GAAUUCCUGCCUGCGUGUAUCUCAUUACUCACAAAACGUGUUCUCACAAUCUCCAAUGCUUUCCCCACGCCCCACGUCAAAAUAAACGGGCCGCGCAAUCUGCCCGAAAGCUUGAUUUCUUUCUGUCCUCUGAAAUCGAUCACUCUCCACUAUUAUAUACAUGCCGGCAUUAGGAUAUCGUGCCUGGACUUGGCUACAUGUGCUAUCAUGGCGGGGUACUAUGUGAUAUGCAUGGAUGCUUAGAGUUGUACGUCAGCUCUUAUUCAGGGCUUGUAUGAUGGGAGUAAGAUAAGAAAAGGUAAGUGGAUUGAUUGCUGAUAGGGAAGGGAAGGGAAGGGAGAGUAUAAGUAUUGUACCUCUCUUCAACUGCUAUCUCUUCUUUGUCCAUACUGUGUCUGUCUCAGUUCAUCUGUAUUCUGAUAUCUGCAAAUCUGAAUCUACUACUUUUCCACAAUGGCAACCAUCUAUGAUGAACCCACUGGCUGUAAUUGCGAUAAUGAGUCUACCUAUGAUCAAUCAGCUAUAGACGCAGCAUGCAAACAAGCAUUACUGCUCGCAUCCGAAAAGAAAACAGUUGGAAAGGAUAAAUAUCCUCAUGCAUAUAAUGACUAUGAAAAGUUUACCUUCAUUCCCGCCGCCAAAAAGCCCUACCUCGAAUUUCCUAUUCUCUCCAACGGUGCAACAUAUACUGGUUCAGAUCCCGCUUCCCCGGGUGCGGAUCGCAUCGUUAUUGGAAGCAUUGCUACGGAUUAUAAAUCUGCCAUUUUCUGUGCUGUGAUCACACAUGAUGGAAGUACUAAGAAUGGUUUUACUGAGUGUACGAAUACUGGAGAUAGUGGAGAGGGAGCGUAUGAAAGGAGAGACAGGGAAGAGGAGGGGAAAGAGGGGAGGGAACUAUUGGAGAGGAUUGAUUUGUAGCUCCAAGAAAACUUUUUGAUAAAUGCCGAUAUUGGAGGCUCGAAUGAGAUCUAUGCGGGUAGCUCUCUAUGGGAUACUUAGGGUGUUACAGAACUACAAGGCAAUUGAUACCAAUUAUGAUUUGUUGCUGCAU
Molecule: messenger RNA, 1051 nt
Organism: Botrytis cinerea B05.10
Lineage: Eukaryota; Fungi; Ascomycota; Leotiomycetes; Helotiales; Sclerotiniaceae
Exons: 3
Coding region: 454-918 (154 amino acids)
Molecular function (GO): RNA nuclease activity; RNA binding
Source: RefSeq, a predicted model, not a curated record